AUGUCGAAGUCGCCAACUGCACAAGACGCUGAGGAGGAGGAAAUUCACUUCUCUCGGGUUAUCGCAACGUUUCGAAAUUACCUACGAUACUCGCUCGCCGCGAAUAAUAGGCGUCGAAAGGACCUCUUCACUAUCCCCCGCGCAGAUCGAGAACUUAUUGGAAGAGUGGGAUAUAAAAGCAAACUAGAUGAAGUCGACAAGGCUAUCAAGGCCAACGCUGAUUUCCUCGAUCUCAUCGUGUCGGAUCCAGCAAUUUUUGGGCAUAACGUAGACUCUACAAGUGCUGAAGAGGAACACCCAAGUGAUGUGGCUGAGGGGCAACCACACGACGGUCCUUCUGGACAGCACGGGCACUCCCAUGACCAUGGACACUCGCAUGAUCACGGCAGCCAUUCUCACUCGCACGGAGGCCCUUCGUCCCGUUCUGAGACGGCCUCCUCGGAUUUCGAUAUGGAUAAACUACGCAGCACCAUCAAGCAGUUUGUGCGAGACUGGAGUGCUGAGGGGAAAGAAGAGCGGGAGCAGGCCUAUGCGCCAAUGAAAGAGGCCUUAUUGAACCAUUUCUCCGAUAUACCUCCAGCCGAAAGAGGAAAUUUUAGAGUUCUAGUCCCCGGAUGUGGUCUUGCACGUCUUGCAUAUGACAUCGCAAAACUUGGGUUCGCCUGCCAGGCUAACGAAUUCUCCCAUUAUAUGUUAUUACCGUCCUUCCAUAUAUUGAACAGGACCGAUCAGAUUGAAAAGUACACUAUCUAUCCCUACGUGCACUCAUUUUCCAACGUACCCAACCGGCAAGCCAUGCUUCGAUCGAUCCGCAUCCCCGAUGUCUUACCUUCCGACCUCCCCUCUGGUGCCAACUUUUCUUUAGUGGCUGGUGACUUUGAGGAAAUAUAUGGUGAAACAGAAGAGCCAGAGGAUGGUGCUCCGUCGGCCGGUCAUUGGGAUGCCGUCGUGACAUGCUUUUUCAUCGACACAGCCAAAAAUGUGGUCAACUACCUACGGAUUAUCCACCAAAUCCUCGCUCCAGGCGGAGUGUGGAUUAACCUAGGUCCCCUUCUCUGGCAUUUCGAAAACAACAAUACCAACGACCCGUCCAUUGAGCUUGACUUGGAAGAAGUGAAGAGCCUUUGCCGAGAGAUUGGCUUCGACAUAUCGAACGAACGUACCAUUCCGACAACAUACUGCAGCAACUCUGAAGGGAUGCUAGGCUAUGUAUAUGAAACAUCCUUUUGGACAGCUACAAAGCGACCAUAG
Messenger RNA from Pleurotus ostreatus (oyster mushroom), 1251 nucleotides. RefSeq lists its product as uncharacterized. The record is from RefSeq and is a predicted model, not a curated record. Gene Ontology annotation, molecular function: S-adenosylmethionine-dependent methyltransferase activity. NCBI's taxonomy places the organism in Eukaryota, Fungi, Basidiomycota, Agaricomycetes, Agaricales, Pleurotaceae. The transcript has 11 exons. Bases 1 to 1251 code for a protein of 416 amino acids.